CAAUUAAAAAACCUUUUUACAUAAAUUAUUAAAAAAAUAAAUAGAGUUAAAAAAAUGAAAGAAAGUCAAAGCUAAGCAAAUUAAAUCUAACAAACUGAUCAGAAAAUAAAUUUAUUUUUAUAGGAAUGUUCUUAAAUACUAUAAGAAACAAUAAAUUAAGGAGCUAAUCUGCUUUUUGAAGAAAUGAAAAAGAACAAAAUUUUUGAAUAAGAAUAGCUAAGCAAUGCUGAAGAAAAAAUGAAACAAGAAAUUAAAGAAUGUACAGAUACUACUUUGGAUAUAUUUGAAUAAUACAUUAGAAAUAAUUUUUUUGAUUGCGAUGAAUUGCUCAAGCACAAAGAUUAAUAAAAGAUAAACAAAAAUUAUAGUAGCAAUUUACUGAAGCAAGUAGAAUAGUAAAAGUAGGAACAUAGCUAAUAAGAGGAAAGGAAAAAAAUGAAUCAGAUUAGCAAAUACAUAUAAAAAGAUGUUGAAGAAAACUAUCAAUAGCUAAAAGACAAAGUUUAAAAACUUUAUCAUAACGACGAAGUUAUGAAGGAUGUUGUUUUAAUAGAAAAAUGCAACUCCUAUUUAACAAAUGCAUAGAAUUAACUAGAAAAGUCAUAGUCAGCUCUCGAAGAACUUCUUUAAUGA
Tetrahymena thermophila SB210 is the source of this 633-nucleotide messenger RNA. RefSeq lists its product as hypothetical. The transcript has 5 exons. Lineage: Eukaryota; Ciliophora; Oligohymenophorea; Hymenostomatida; Tetrahymenidae. The record is from RefSeq and is a predicted model, not a curated record.